AGGGAGUUAGAGAGACAGAGAGAGACAACGAGAGACAGAGACAACGAGAGACAGAGAGAGAGAGGAGGUUUAUAGCAGUAGCAGACCAGCAAAGAAGAUUGAGAGAGACAAGAAAAAGCAUAUAACUAUAAUAUAUUUUAAGUAUUCUAUUUCUUUGAAUAGUCCACACAUUUUUGUUGUGAAGUAGUUUUGAUAUCCUGCUGGAAGCAGAACGAGCAAGAACGGAGAGAACAACCUGCUGAAAAAAUGGCUCACGGAAAAUAUGUAAUUUGGAGCUGAACUAUACAAAAACAGGUCUGUAGUGAUGGCAGAGGUCAGCUGGGCUGCUGUGUGGUGGCACAGAAGAGGAGUUAGCCGUCUGCUGCUCUUUUGGAUUUCUAUAGUAGUUCCUCCAUCCCUCUUGCAGCCUUCUCUCCCUCUUUCCCUGCCGGUCCACAUGUCGGUUGUCCCACCACACUGGCAGUUCCAUCCUCUUUCUCAGGCGGAGCUGGACCCUCUUUUCUCAAACUCUAGCCCCUUCUCCUUCUCCCAGAGCCUGUUCAUGGUACACCCACCUGGCCAAUUCCCCAGACCAGUCCUCCAGGCUGCAUUUGGCCCUUACUCAGUUACACAGCUCAUAUCAGAGCCUGUCCUUCCUCUCUCUCCCCUUCUGUCCGCCUUCCUCCUCUCAGAGCAUGUGGAGAGAGAGAGGGAUAAGGGCAGGCAGGAGAGGUUCAGGGUGAGGACAUUGUUCCACAUGCCGGGCGACACCAGCACCCAAGCGACCUGCAUCACCCUACAUGCAUUUAAGGAGACAGAGGAGCACAAGGCCUCCUGUAUCACACAGCCUCCUCUAGGGCUGUGCAUGGUAACUCUGACACUUCCAAGUGACUGGUUUGAGGAUCAACACACCAACCAAUCACAUCAGGAUUUGGAAAAGUGGCACAGUGACAUUCACCCUCGUCGCCGCUUGCAGAAGUGGCAACGGCAGCAGAGGGGUCAUCAUCACGAAUACCAACGGGUUCCCAUGACAAACCAAAUACAGCUUUACUACUCCUCCUCUUACACAGUGGCCGACCUAAAGCUGACACCACCAAGAUGUGUGGAAGACAGACCGGCUGAGUCCCACAGGCAGCUCUUCCAUAUCAGAGCAGUGACACUAAAGGAGAAGGAGGGAGAAAGAGAGCAGAGCAGGACCAACAAAGAAGAAACCUGUUUCAAUGGGCAGGAAGAGGAGGAGCUUAGCUUGGACCCCCAUGUCAUGAUUCGCUAUCACAGGGGCCCGGUCCUGAUAGGACAGCCAAUUAGAGUGUCUGUGAAUCUGAGAGCCAACUUCAGUGCUGAGUUUGUUGCCAUAAGGCUAAAGAUAAAGAAGGGCUUGGUGUCAAUGGUGGCCCAGAGAACUCUAACCUCUGACCUAUGGGCAGUGACCCUGGAGAGAAGCCAAGCCUCCAAACAUGACGUUGUGUCCAUCCUCUGCCACAAACACAGCACACUCAAGCACAUACACAAUCCCACUUUACUCCAACAGGUGGUGUGUCUGUCAGUGGACGGCCUGAGGCAGAGCUUCGGUGUUGCCAUGACGGUGUCUGCUAACUGGUGGGUGGAGUACUCCGGCCGUAUAAAAGCCCUACCGCCACAUGGGUCAGCAGUGAGCAUCUUCUCAUUUGCUGAUCGACACAUCUUUAGCAUUGCUCCCAUCACAGAGAUUAACACAAUCAUCAACACAGCCAUACUGACCAACCAGCCAGUGUCACUUCCUGUCAUUGUGCUGGCCUUAAACCACGAUGGGACGUUGAUGUCAGACGUCACCUCUGCAGUCACGUGCUACUCUACCAACGAGAACACUGUCAAGGUGUCCAGCGAUUGCUCAACCCUCUUUGUGGAUGGCAGUGAAUCAGGGUUGGGUAACACCUGUGCAGUGGUGGAGUUUUUACUGGGUGCACUCCGUGGCUCUGUGUGUGUGGAGGUGUGGGCUCCUUCAGUGCCCCUGCGAGUGUCUUUGGCAGACCCUGUUCUCAAUGCCAUUGAUGGCUGGAACCACUUCACAAAAAAAGGGUGUGUACCAGUGUAUCAACGCUCCAGAGUCCAGGUUCUGACUCAGUUCACAGCUCAGGAUUCUCAUAGCAAAACCACAUACCUCCUGGGCUCAUCUGAUUGGUUCGUGGAUGUUACAGAGCUGGUCAGUAACUGGCUGAGAGUAGAGGACCCUCGAGUGGCUACUCUUGGCACCCAAAACAUCCUGAUUGGUUUACGACCAGGAAAGACAUCACUCCAUGUCGUCUCUGAGCAGUGGGAUGGCAUGCUGGGUGGAUGUGACAUCACUGUGACCUCUGACCCCGUUACCCCCGGGGACCUGUCUGUGCAGGUGGUCAGUGGCCUCGGCAUGUCAGUCACGGCUAGCCCUACCCACCCUUCCAUUAUCACAACAACAGUAACAGCCUACAACAUCCUAUACAACCAUCACCAGGAGGCUUCCAUCAGUGUCUGGCUCCAGUUCAGUGACGACACCGCCUCCCUCCUCUCCUCCUUCAGCGACCUUCCCUUUUUUCUGAAUCUCUCCUCAUUGGCUGAGACUGUGGUUGUGGUGACGCCUACUGCUAGCCAACGCAUCUUUGCCCAGGGUGAUGGAGGCGGGCCUUUACUACUUGCAGAACUUCUGGUUUCAACCUGCGUUGACCAGCCAAUCAUCUCCAACUCUUUCAGUGAAGGUGAAAGGGAUUGGACGGACACCGGAGGUAGAGGCGGGACCAGGAGGCUGGCGAGAGGAUCUGGUUGGAUAAGAGUCAACCUAGACCUGGGCUUCCUGCCACCAGUAGGGGUUAAGGAUGAGGAGGGUGAGAAGAUUGUGCCUGACAUUUCAGACAGCGACAUCUAUGCAUCGCACUUUGACGAGGACAAAAGUGAGGAUGUAAGCAGGGACUAUUAUGAAAAAAUCAGUCGUAAGAGAACUGCUAAAAACUGGAAUGAGGUUGGGAACGGAGGACUGGUCAGUCGCAACAGUCUGGAAAGGGCUGUGCUAAUGCCAAACCAGGAGGAGGGCACUCUGUAUUUCUCCCCAAGCCAGGAGAAAGAAGGAGAGAGGAAGGAGGACGAAGUGGAAGGGCAGGGAGCUCGAGAGCUGGAGGUGGGUGUGGGCGCUGUUCUCGCUCUGCUCUGUCUCUCUGCUGUCCUCUUUUUGGCAAACUGUCUGCCCUGCGCUCUGAGAGACAGAAGGAAGAUAGAGGAGGAGAGGGAAGGAGAACUAGAGGGAGAUGCAAAGGAGACAAAGAAGAAAGAGGUCAAGACAGAAGAGGAGGAGAGGGAAGGAGAACUAGAGGGAGAUGCAAAGGAGACAAAGAAGAAAGAGGUCAAGACAGAAGGUGAACACAAGCUGAAGCAGCAGCAUGAGGCGUACAAUGAAGAGGAUGUUAAAGAAGUAGAGAUCAUUUGCUGA
Messenger RNA from Cottoperca gobio, 3415 nucleotides. It is a transcript of the gene tmem132a, whose product is annotated as transmembrane protein 132A. NCBI's taxonomy places the organism in Eukaryota, Metazoa, Chordata, Actinopteri, Perciformes, Bovichtidae. Bases 305 to 3415 code for a protein of 1036 amino acids. The record is from RefSeq and is a predicted model, not a curated record. The transcript has 16 exons.